Molecule: messenger RNA, 1360 nt
Organism: Mobula hypostoma (lesser devil ray)
Lineage: Eukaryota; Metazoa; Chordata; Chondrichthyes; Myliobatiformes; Myliobatidae
Exons: 8
Coding region: 120-1346 (408 amino acids)
Biological process (GO): positive regulation of GTPase activity; endoplasmic reticulum to Golgi vesicle-mediated transport
Cellular component (GO): endoplasmic reticulum membrane
Molecular function (GO): GTPase activator activity
Source: RefSeq, a predicted model, not a curated record
UGAGGCCGCCGACGGAGCCGGUAACGGGAGGUGAGAGAUGGCGUCGCCGCUGCUGCUGCUGAACUGGCGGCGGGGGUGCUCGGCGGAUCGCUGACGCUCAGGCCAAUACGGUAGGCACCAUGAGCGGCCGCAGGAGCAGGCGGCCGAGUGUGAGCGGGCGGGAGGCGGUCGGUAACGGCCAGAGCGGAGCUCGGCGGGGCGGCGCAGAAGUUGAAUCGAAGAAGAAGAAGAAGCUGCUGGCUAUUCAUCAGGCUCUGAAUGAUGACCCAGUGGACGUGAGGACUCUACGGCAGUGUGCAGUCAGUGAGGGUGGCCUGCUGACCGAUGAGAUCCGCAGGAAGGUCUGGCCAAAGCUGCUCAAUGUGAAUGUUUACGACCUCCCUCCAAAGCCAAGCAAGGACAUACGAGAAGGUCACAAAGACUACAGCCAGGUUGUCAUGGAUGUACAGCGGUCUCUUCGCAGGUUUCCAAACGGGAUGCGGGCUGAUCAACGAGCAGUCCUACAAGAACAGCUGAUUAAUGUCAUCCUGUAUGUGUUGCAAAGGAACAAACAGCUUCACUAUUACCAGGGCUACCACGAUAUCGUCGUGACCUUCCUUCUGGUGGUUGGGGAGAGGAUGGCCAUCGCACUCAUGGAGAUCCUGUCUUCUCAUCAUCUCAGGGAUUUCAUGGAUCCUACAAUGGACAGCACUAAACAUAUCUUAAAUUAUCUAAUGCCAAUUCUGGAGCAGGUGAAGCCAGAUCUCCACAACUUCAUGCAGAGGGCCGAAGUUGGCACCAUCUUUGCCCUGAGCUGGCUGAUUACCUGGUAUGGUCAUGUUCUCUCCGAGUUCCGUCACACCGUCAGGCUCUACGACUUCUUCCUGGCAAGUCACCCACUGAUGCCUGUCUACCUUGCGGCAGCGAUUGUGCUGUACAGGGAGCAGGAAGUUCUCAAGUGUGAAUGUGAGAUGGCGAGCGUCCAUCAGCUUCUGUCCAAGAUACCUCACGACCUUCCUUACGAGAAGCUGAUCAUCAAAGCCGAGGAGCUGUAUUGCCACUACCCACCCGCAGAGCUCGCCAAGCAGGCUGCACUCCAGUUUCACAAAAGUGUCACCAUCAGCACUUUCCAGGACUUCCAGCUAGCAACAUCCCAGCAGCGCCCUGAUGCUGUGCUCUACAAACAGUCCAGGGAGAGAGCUCGCCUGUCACCCAGCCACGCCAAGGCACCGGCUCCAACAGGGGCCAACCAGCUGGUGAAGAUGGCAGUGUGGGGACUCACAGCCACGCUGGGAGCAGCUGCUUUGGCCGUGGUGAACACGGCCAUGGAGUGGGCGCCAGAGUUUGUCUUUCAGCUGUUUCCAUAGCCACUGGCGUUUUG